This is a messenger RNA of Neolamprologus brichardi, 929 nucleotides long. RefSeq names its product RAB38c, member of RAS oncogene family (gene rab38c). Gene Ontology annotation, molecular function: GTPase activity; GTP binding. Gene Ontology annotation, biological process: phagosome-lysosome fusion; endosome to lysosome transport. Gene Ontology annotation, cellular component: lysosome; phagocytic vesicle; late endosome. The record is from RefSeq and is a predicted model, not a curated record. Lineage: Eukaryota; Metazoa; Chordata; Actinopteri; Cichliformes; Cichlidae.
UGAUUGCAGACGAAUGCGACCGCUUCUCGACGAUAGAAGAUCACGUGAUAAUAUUUCGGUUCGCAGCAGGACGGAAGGAAAUGUCUUUACUGUAGCUGCUCUGUGGUUUUGAUGUGUCUCAGCAUCCUUCGGAAAGUUUUCAUAAUAUCACCGAGCCUGCAGCCAUGCAGCAGGAGCUUCUUUUCAAAGUCCUGGUCAUCGGAGACUUAGGAGUGGGGAAGACGUCCAUAAUCAAGCGGUAUGUGCAUCAGAUCUUCUCCCAGCACUACCGAGCCACCAUUGGGGUGGACUUCGCCCUGAAGGUGUUGCAGUGGGACAGUAACACUGUGAUCCGGCUACAGCUGUGGGAUAUUGCAGGACAGGAGCGGUACGGGAACAUGACUCGUGUCUAUUACCGGGAGGCGGUGGGAGCACUGGUGGUGUUUGACGUGACGAGGGCCUCCACGUUCGACGCCGUGCUGAAGUGGAAGGAUGACCUGGACUCCAAGGUGACACUGAACCAUGGGAGGCCAGUUCCAGCUGUACUCUUGGCCAACAAGUCAGACCAGCUGGUUUCCCAGCAGCCCAAACUCGACGUCUUUUGUAGGGAGAACGGCUUCGUCGGAUGGUUUGAGACUUCUGCAAAGGAAAACACAAACAUUGAGGAGGCAGCCCGCUGCUUGGUAGAGCACAUUCUGAGAAACGAGGAGAGUCUAGUGACUGAGCGAGAACCUGGUUCGCUCAUCCUGUCUGGAUGCGCUACGACAUCACAGCAGCAUCUUGGCUGCUCCUCGUGUUCAAAAUGGUAAUGUCUGACAUCAACAGGUGACCAAGACGGGAAGGCCACGAGAAAUGUUUGACUCAGGGACCGCUUUGAGAAAAAUUCUGGCUCAGAGUGAUAGAUUUGAUUUUAAAAACAUCUUAAAAGUGUUUAAAGUCUUUGAAGUUCU